AUGGCGAGGGAUAGUGUUCGAAAGAGAUUACUCGGAAGUACCCUUCAUUUCGCCUGUUUGUUCUUUCUCUGGAGAGGAAUCGCGGCGCAGAUACGCUACACCAUCCAUGAGGAAUUAAAGGUCGGAACUACGGUUGGGAAUAUUGCUAAGGAUCUGGGAUUUGACUCCGCAACAUUACCUGGUCGCAACCUACGCAUAGUGACAGGGACCAAACAGGAGCUGUUUCAGGUAAACCAGAGAGACGGUGCUUUGUUCGUCAGUGACAGGAUAGACAGAGAGGAGUUAUGUGUCAAAACGAGCCCGUGUUUAGUUACUCUCAAAGCUGUAAUCGAGAACCCAUUAGAGAUGCAUCAGAUUAAUGUGGAAAUAACGGACGUGAAUGACAACCCCCCGUCUUUUACAGAGGAAAAUUAUCAUUUAGAAAUACUGGAAUCUGUUACAACUGGGACACGAUUCCAGCUGGAGGGGGCACACGAUCCUGACAUAGGUAUAAACGAACUGCAGUCUUACAAACUCAGCCAAAACCAGUAUUUUCGUUUAGAAACAGAUGAGUUCGGAGAAGAAGGCAAAACUCCCUUUUUAAUCUUACAAAAACAACUCGAUAGAGAGCACACAGGAAGCAUACAUUUAUUACUGACAGCCUUAGAUGGUGGUAAACCCCAAAAGUCGGGAACUCUAAAUAUCAGUAUUAUUGUAUUAGACGUUAAUGACAACACACCUGUAUGUAAUAAAUCUAAAUACAUAGUCAGCGUCAAAGAGAAUGCACCAGAGGGCACAUUUCUAGUGCGAGUUGACGCUUCUGAUGCAGACGCGGGGGUCAACGGCGAAAUAUCGUUUUCAUUACGAAGCAAAUUUAGGAAUGGCGCGUCUGACCUCUUUAGUCUGGACAAUAAAACUGGUGAAUUGCGAAUAAAAAGCGGUCUCGAUUUUGAAGAGAAACAAGUGUAUGAUCUUAAAAUACUGGCUUCGGACAAAGGAGCUUGGCCACUAUCCACACACUGUAAUGUCGUAGUUAAAGUGGAGGAUGUGAACGAUAACCAACCAGAGAUCGAUGUCACCUCUCUCUCAAGCCGUAUACCAGAGGACGCGCCACCAGGUACGGUAGUUGGACUGAUAGGAGUAACAGAUCUAGACUCUGGCAUGAAUGGCCAGGUAGUUUGUUCCGUACCUCUAGACGUACCAUUCGAUCUGAAGCAGUCCUCAGAUGGCCAUUUCUACUCCCUUAUAACUAAAGAGCACCUAGACAAAGAAUCAAAGGCAACAUAUAGCAUUGAAAUAUCAGCCAAGGAUUUAGGAACACCCCCUUUAGUCACCACUAAGACCAUUCAAGUUGACAUAGAGGAUGUGAACGACAACAGUCCUUUAUUCAGUCAAAGCCCGUACACAUUUUACUUGCCUGAGAAUAAUAAACCAGGCAUGUCUAUUUUCACCGUCCGUGCAAAUGACAGAGAUGACGGAGAUAAUGCUCGUGUGUCAUAUUCACUGGAUAGAAAAAGCCCAGCACACGGUGUGACAUCUUUCCUAAAUAUCAAUGAAGACAAUGGAACUAUCUAUGCAUUGAAAAGCUUUGAUUUUGAGACAGUUAAAAUAUUCCAGUUUCACGUCAUUGCCAAAGACGCAGGCACUCCACCUCUGAGCAGCAACGUGACUGUAAAUGUUUUUAUUUUGGACCAGAACGACAACUUGCCUGCGAUUCUCUCCCCGGUAAGCGCAAACGGUUCCGCCGAGGGAGUGGAAGAAAUACCCCGCAACGUGAACGCAGGACAUCUAGUGUCUAAAGUUAGGGCCUAUGAUGCUGAUGUAGGAUACAACGGCUGGUUACUCUUUUCACUUUUGGAAGUUAGUGACCACACUCUCUUUGGCUUGGACCGCUAUACAGGACAGAUACGAACUCUGCGUCCAUUCACAGAGACUGACGAUGCUCGGCACAAACUCGUUAUAAUAGUAAAAGACAAUGGGAACAUUUCACUCUCAGCUACAGCAACUGUGAUUGUUAACUUGGUAGAGCCCAAAGAGGCUUUUGCAGCAUCCGAUGUUAAAAGCGCGACAAACAACGACGAAGAAAACAACAUGACUUUCUAUUUAAUCAUAACUUUAGCAUCAGUUUCUGUUCUUUUUCUCAUUAGUAUUAUCGUACUGAUGGUUAUGCAGUGCUCAAAACCCACUGACUAUUCCUCAAAGUAUUUACAAGAUACAAACUAUGAUGGAACUCUGUGCCACAGCAUCCAGUACAGAUCUGGUGAUAAAAGAUACAUGCUGGUCGGACCCAGGAUGAGUAUUGGAUCUACUAUAGUUCCUGGCAGCAAUCGGAAUACACUUGUCAUACCAGAUCGAAGGAGACGAGCUUCUGAAGAGGACGCGUACGCGGAGUAG
Sardina pilchardus (European sardine) is the source of this 2373-nucleotide messenger RNA. Its product is annotated as protocadherin alpha-11-like. Gene Ontology annotation, molecular function: calcium ion binding. Gene Ontology annotation, cellular component: plasma membrane. Gene Ontology annotation, biological process: homophilic cell-cell adhesion. The transcript has 2 exons. Lineage: Eukaryota; Metazoa; Chordata; Actinopteri; Clupeiformes; Clupeidae. The coding region runs from base 1 to 2373 and encodes 790 amino acids. The record is from RefSeq and is a predicted model, not a curated record.